AUGCAAGCACCACCGCCGUUCGGCUUGUCGAAACUGAGUAGUCCCUCGUUUCUCGGUUCGAACAUCUUCAACCGCGUCAUGAGCUUCUCACUCUUCGCUGGGCUUUUUCAGGCCGGUAUGAAUGGGGGUAUUGGCGGCCCUCAGGGCCAGUCAGCGUCGGUGAAUUACCUAUGGAGCAGCGUGGCGUUGUUUGUGCUGGGUCUGCUUAUAGAGACAGGGAGGAGAUUUUGCCAGUGGUUGGUGGAGAGGGUUCAAUUUCAAUAUUAUAUCACAGCUCAAUUCACGAUGGGUGAUCCAACAUACGAGUGGUUGAUUCUUUUCCUAACGGAGAAGCAAAUCUGGAAGUCCUCAUACGAAUUCCGUGUCUCUGCUACCACUUCGUUCCGCAAAUGGGGCGUCAAGCCAGACAAUUCUACUGUUUCUGCCUCGGUUUCCGGCAAGAAGCUUGCCUUUCACCUCCCCUUGCUCGCCGACCUAAUUAAAGACACGGCUGAGCUCGCUACGGAAGACGCAGACGGAAAUCCAAGAAACACAGCUGGCGGCGCGCACGCCGAGUAUGUGCCCACCUUCGAUCAAGCGCAGCUGUUCAAAUGGCGUGGCUAUUGGGCGGAAAUUCGAAGGGCGAACCCUAUGAUCAGACCUGGAAUGAUUGGGCAGCCCAGUACGACUAUGAUGUAUUUGACAAUAUAUACCCGGGACAUGAGCGUCUUGUCGUCCUUCGUUGAAGAAGCCCGACUCGGAUACCUCAGAACAACACGACCGCAUGUCACGGUGCAUACUGUCGAUGGCGGACAAAUUCCUCACCCAUCCAUGUCCGUCUGGAAUAAGGCAAAGACGAAAUAUCGCCGCCCAUUGAGCUCGAUCGUCCUCCAGGAAGGUGUCGUUAACUCUCUCGUUGAGGAUGCUCGUGAGUUCCUUGACUCCGAAGACUGGUACCUUAAAGCUGGCAUUCCGCACCGACGUGGAUACUUGCUGUACGGCCCUCCAGGGACAGGAAAGACUUCGACGAUAUACGCAUUGGCAGGCGAAUUGGGGUUGGGAAUAUUUUCUUUGUCAUUGGCUGCGAAAUUUGUAGACGACGCAUUUUUGGCUCGGGCGGUAGCUUCUAUGCCGAAACACAGCAUCUUCCUCAUCGAAGACAUUGACUGCGCCUUCCCUUCUGCCCGCGACGAAGAUGACGAGAACCGUCCUGGCGCUCCAGGGCCGUUUGGGAAUGGCAUGGUGAUGGGCCCCAUGGGACCAGUGAUGAGCGGCGUACGCAGGCCACUGACCAUGGUCACUCUAAGUGGACUUUUGAACGUCCUAGACGGCGUCGGAAGCGAGGAAGGGAAGAUAUUCUUCGCUACGACCAACUACAUUGAACAUUUGGAUCAUGCCCUCAUCAGACCCGGGCGCAUUGACAAGAAGGUUCGAUAUCAGCUCGCAACUCAAGCCCAAGCCGAGGCGCUCUACAAACGUUUCUACCCCGAAGAGCUUCUGUACAAAUACUCCUCAUCUCUUCCUUAUGAAAAGCCAGCCAUCGAUCUCCGAGUUCUCGCCUCCAAAUUCGGGUCUUCCAUCCCCGAACACGAGUUCUCGACCGCCGAACUUCAAGGAUUCCUCCUAACGCAUAAGAAAGAUCCCAUCGGCGCUGCAGACAGCGCAGCGGGGUGGGUCGUGCAAGAGAGGCUCGACAGAGAAGAACGGAAGCGCAAGGCUGCUGAGAAGAGGGCGAAGGCGAAGGCGAAACGGGAGGAGAUGGAGGCUACCAUGCUGAAAGCUCGCUUGGCGCGGUUGGCUUCGCAGGCAGGCCCAGGCGGUGCUGUUAGUGCUGUUAUUCCAGCUGCAUCCGAUACGACAGCAGCUCCUACGGCUCCUGCUGUGGAUGCAACCCCGAAAGUCAAUGGUAGUGCUGCUACUGACGUGCCGCUUGUCAGCGAGGUUCAGGCGCCUACUCCACCCUCGUUGAAUGGUGUCACUGGAUCAGACAAACCCGGAGACAUGCCUAACAACAUUGAAGGUGAAGCAGGUACAGGUGAUUCUGCUAUGAAAGCGCCUUUAGUCAACGGAGUCAACGGAACAGGGAAAGAGUAG
Molecule: messenger RNA, 2073 nt
Organism: Cyclocybe aegerita
Lineage: Eukaryota; Fungi; Basidiomycota; Agaricomycetes; Agaricales; Hemipholiotaceae
Source: the annotation of a GenBank genome assembly